Aspergillus alliaceus is the source of this 1303-nucleotide messenger RNA. RefSeq names its product transcription factor domain-containing protein. The coding region runs from base 127 to 1080 and encodes 317 amino acids. The transcript is spliced from 2 exons. Lineage: Eukaryota; Fungi; Ascomycota; Eurotiomycetes; Eurotiales; Aspergillaceae. Gene Ontology annotation, molecular function: DNA-binding transcription factor activity; transcription cis-regulatory region binding. Gene Ontology annotation, cellular component: nucleus. Gene Ontology annotation, biological process: positive regulation of transcription by RNA polymerase II. The record is from RefSeq and is a predicted model, not a curated record.
CAAUCUUCCUGUGCUCUUCGGCAGUAUGUUAAAGUCUCCACCUUAUAUCACAACACCCUUAUAUCUAAUAGCUGCGACGGUUCCUGGAUACGGCAUCUCGCCUGUUUCCGGUUGGUCGUGGAAGAGAUGGCCCGCGGCCGUAAAAACGCCCCCCCUGUGCCGCAAUUCUUCAUCAGUUACUUCUCCUCCCACCUGGUGUUGGCUAAAUCGCUGUUCUCAAUUGACGAUAUAUCCUCUGCCAGUGGGGUAGCCGCCAGCUCCCCUGCCCACAGCUCCCUAGUAGGCACGGUGAGUGAUCAAAAAAUGUCAUGGACUGCCACCAAGUAUCUCGCAACAGUGAUGCCGGUGGACACAUACCAUGAGAUUGAUACAUGGAAUGGCCUGAGUAGCCACAUGCUACUGCUCAUUAAUGAUAUUUUGAGUCUCAGACACGACGCCCAAGUACUUCGUCACCAAUGUUCGGACCUGUCCACUCCCCGUCCAGUGGUGGAACAGAAACAAGCCGCAAUCGCGCAUAAGAUUGCAACCCUGGAAGCAAGUCUAGCUACCACAACACAGAUAAUUCCCGUCUCCUUAUAUGCGGACCGUAGCUCUGCUGAGCCCAGAAAUCAAUUUCGCCUGCUGAAAAGCAUAAGCGAGGCCUAUCAUCUGGCAGCAUAUCUUCUACUGUCAGAGGCGGUUAGUCCUCACUUCCUCGGGUUUACCCCAACCAUAAUCCCAAGUGUUGAGCGGCUCAAGGACCCAGCCCAGAGGGCACGAUAUGUAGACCGCAUCCUUAGCCUCGCAAACUGCGUGGUGUCUUCGGUAGAUCACCUGCCCGUCUCCUGGCCUCUAUGGCCUCUUUUCAUUGCCUCUUGUUGCUGCUCAUGGGACGAAGAGAUUAGAAGCAGGGCUCUGGAAAUAUUUCGCGCCGCCAGAGAAAAGGCUCCUUACGAGAAUAUCCCCCGAGCUCAGACAUUAGUCGAACUAGUCUGGCAGCGCAGGGACAUGCAGAUGGAACCGGACAACGCCAUGAGGGUCGGUCAUUUCGAGUGGGAACCUGCGAUGGAGUCUCUUGGCUGGCAGACGAGCUUUGCUUAGUUUCUUGACGGUUAUGACUCUUAUCCCAUUAUGCCAACUCUAUAUGCCCUUCAAGAAUUACGUCUAUCUUAUUCCACUGGUCCCGCCCUCAGGGCGUACAAACAGAACCGAAAACUCUGCUUCUACCAAUCCAACACAUUACCAGCCUCCCUAGUCGCAGGCUCAAUGACAUGGCCCCGCCUUCCGAUCCCCUCUUCUUAUUCUCUCUGACCCUAUAAAUAGG